GUGUGAGAGAGGGAGAGAGAGGUGCAGAAGGACUGGAGCUGAUCUGAGCUGUAACAGACACAGUGCAUGAUGCGUGAAUACAAGUUGGUAGUCCUCGGCUCUGGAGGUGUCGGCAAGUCCGCUCUGACUGUUCAGUUUGUUCAAGGCAUCUUUGUGGAGAAGUAUGACCCAACAAUAGAAGACUCGUAUAGAAAGCAAGUGGAAGUGGACGGCCAACAGUGUAUGUUGGAGAUUCUGGACACUGCAGGGACGGAACAAUUUACAGCCAUGAGGGACCUGUACAUGAAGAACGGUCAGGGGUUUGCACUAGUAUACUCCAUAACUGCACAGUCCACAUUCAAUGACCUGCAGGACUUGAGAGAACAGAUCCUGCGAGUUAAAGAUACUGAUGAUGUGCCAAUGAUUCUGGUGGGGAAUAAGUGUGAUCUGGAGGAUGAGAGGGUGGUGGGAAAGGAACAGGGACAGAACCUGGCCCGCCAGUGGAACAGCUGCGCCUUCCUAGAGUCCUCCGCAAAGUCCAAGAUUAAUGUCAAUGAGAUCUUCUAUGACCUGGUCCGGCAAAUCAACAGGAAAACCCCAGUACCUCGGCCAGUACGCAAAAGGUCCACCUGUCAGCUGCUCUAAUACACAGCUGUUCUGUUGCUCUGAGCCAGGUCUGAUUUGCUGCUGUGUCUCUCAGCAGUGCCAGCAUUCCGACUUACUAAAACCUAACAUUGAAUGGACUUUCCUGAGUGGUGACGCCCCUUUAAAGAUACAACCAACCAACAGAUUCAAACUUCCGAUAUCUGACUAGUUUUUGCACAUAACUAACCACCAUGACUUUCCAAAGUCACUCGAAAGAUUUUUACUUAUAAAUAUAUAAAUAUAUAUUCUAACUGUAUGCAAAUGAAAUAGAAAAAUGAUGACAUGGAUACAUGAAUAAAGGAUAGAUGACCUAAAUGAAUUUUAAAAACAUACACAGCUUACACACAGUGUUAUUGCUAACGGACACAGCCACAGCCUUGCAAAUGUUAAGGAGCGUGUGACGAACCUGACUGUGCACGUUGCCAAGGCGAUUACAACGAUGCGAUAUUUAUAAGCACCACUAUUUUAGCCAGAGAUGAGAGGAAGUCCAAAGACAACUAUAUAGUCCAUUUCAUACUGCUAACUUUGCUCUUUGGUUUAUGUGCAUUUCUUUUUGUUGAUUUCUUCUUUUGUAACAUUUUUGCUUUUAUUUCCAUUAUAUUUUUUUCUUUCAUACCUGCAUUUUCUCUUUUUAAAGUUACUAGAAUUUGCUCUGCCAAGAUGGUUAUAUUGCAAGAACUAUUGAUAUGAUUUUUAUCUUUAGGAAAACCUGUGGAUACCUGUGAUGUACGUGUAAAGAGUUAAAAAUAUAAUGAUUUCUGUUACUAUCAUGUCGUUCUUAGCCUUCAAUGCCUUCAGAUAUGUAUUUACACCUGUUUGUUUUUAUUUUCAUUUUUUUCAGGUAAAUCCAACUAAACAAACUGUUAAUCCAUCCUUCAUGUCAGUUUUUUUCUUGUUUACAAAUUUAUUUGUACAGUUUAGAGAAAAAGGGGUUCCAUUUGUGGGGUACAGCUGAGAGGUGCAUUGAAUAUAUAAAUUUAGCGCCUCUUGGUGACCCCUCAUUGAAAUCACUGGUCACAGAAUUUCACUAUUUACUGCCAAAAUUUGGGUUUUAUUAGGAUAAAAUGGAAAAUACGCCUUCAGUGUCUGCACUGCAGUUACUGUAGACUUUCUAGAAAUGGAAUUCCCAAUGCCCUUCUUAAUGCCUGCUAAUGCAACUAAUGAAGUCCAAUUAUAAAAAAAAAAACAUCUUGAAUUCUGUCCAUAAAGUAAAAAAGCUUGCCUGUUAGUGACUGUUUAACUUUUGUAAAACUUGGUUUAAUCUGUUUUCUGUCUGAGUUUCUGUUGGAAAACUGUACUGAAUGUCGGGUGGGGUUUUGUUCCUCUGAUUGGGGUGAAAAGGGAAAACCGAGAGAAAAUGUAUUGUAGGAGGUGCAUUAAUAUGAGGCAUUUAGUGCAUUAUGUAAGGCAUUCAUAAAGCAUUCACUUGAUUUAAAUAAACUUUACAAAACCACGCCACAAAACUUGACUAACAUGAACGUCACUCUCAAACUUUACUUAUUUUGAAGCUGCUGUAUAUUCCAUUAUUGGGUAUAACCUGAAGCAUUAUAAUAGCAUAAUAACAAUAAUAAUAAUCAAAUCAUUCUGGAAUGCUCAAAACUAAAAUACAUCAUUUAGUAAAACAGCUUUAAAGAUUUAGAUUAGAAGCCGAUUUUGAAUCGACUCAUGAAAAAAUGUCAGAUUUGUCCAGAAUCCCUUCAGUGGAUUAAUCUAAUGGUCUCUAGUGGCAAAUGAAGUAUGCAGUCAGGGCCUGGUUUAUGCUUUUAAUAUGGGAUUUCAAAAAUCUUUACAGGGUAACUACCAGGAGCACAAAACUUCCACAUACAUCAUUAUUCCCUAUACUUACCCAGUAUUAGUACUGCUAUACAUUUUAAACAGAAAGUUACAUACGCAGCUUUAUUUUUAAUGAUCAGCUGGAUGAGGUUUAAAUAUUUCCAUUAUAACUUGAACUGCACAUUUUGACAACAUGGAAGUGAGAGUUCAUUUGCCAAUUCUGACCAUUAAAUAAAAUAAAUUCUAUAUGCAAUAGCAUUCAGUUCCUUAAUAUGUACUUUGUACUCUGCACUUCAGAGCUUUUCAUUAAGGCUUUAAUAAUGUUUAAAUCUGGUGGUUACAAGAGUAGCCUGACUAUCAUGGUGUAUAGCAAAAUAUGGAAACAUCAUUAAUAGUAUUUGCACCAUAGAUUACACCUGAUCCUGUAAAACAACCUAAUUAUUUUCACUAUAAUGCCACAGAAACAUUAUUUAUCCCCCCAGUGCACCUAACAGUUGGUAGCAGACAGUGUGGUUUAAAGGUGUACAAUGGCUUGCAAUUUAAUAGAUUUACAUGAUUUAUCUCUCCAUAUUAUUAUUUUCAUUGCUCGGGGGUCCAGGUGUUGUGCUCAUUACACAUCUGUUUCUUGGCCGUUGAUACAACACCUUUUUGAAAGGCAGACGUACCAUUAAUUUUAGCUUCAUGAAGCACCCAACAGUUUUUAUUGAGACUUAUUUGUAAAGGUGGUCGUUCAGUCCUGUAACAUUUUGUGGCUAUAAUUUUAUAGCAUUUAGCACCUUUCCUGUGAAGUACUGUCUUUCCAUGUCAAUAAGCUUCCAUGUGUGACAACUGUUCCUCUUAGCUAAUGCAGUUUGUCUUUGACAUACACUGCCAUGACUUUGGAGACUGUUGAUGCAUGUGCACCUUUUGCCUGGUCUCGUUAGAACUCUGUUGGUUGCUUUAUGUUGCUUUAAAAUCUUGGACAUCAACGUUCUAACUGUCUGAGCUCUUUUUCAACUGAUACAAGCUGCAAACAAUGCAUAGUUUCCAUUGUUUUGUCCACCACCUGUAUGUGAACAAUGAAUGCUUCAUGAAUUAAUUAUGGGGUUGUACUUAAUAUAUGUGAUUUAAUCAUUGAUAGAUACAGGUUAUUGGUGAAGAUCUCUUCCUUUGAUUCUGUAAACAAAUGCCUUGUUAAAGUACUGUUGAAAAGAAAGAAAGAAAGUAAAAAACAUCUCAUUGAUGUUACGGCACUGUAAAAGCUGGCCUCAGUAUUUGAAAUAUGUCUGCAUUAUAGUUUGAGGUGGGUGGGAAGUAUGGGUGGCCAAAUGUAAACUUAAAAGCCUUAAUUGAAGUGGUGCAAUUUUGUAUAAAAGCGUUUCUGUGGUUCAGUGAAUUGGAUUGCCAUGCAAGGGCUUGUGAGUAGCCAGUUUUUCCACUUGAAUGUUUGUGUAUUGUUUCACAGUUCAUCUGUCAAUAAAAAAAAUUAACGUUUGCUCUAA
Molecule: messenger RNA, 3878 nt
Organism: Trichomycterus rosablanca
Lineage: Eukaryota; Metazoa; Chordata; Actinopteri; Siluriformes; Trichomycteridae
Gene: rap1b
Product: RAP1B, member of RAS oncogene family
Exons: 8
Coding region: 67-624 (185 amino acids)
Biological process (GO): negative regulation of synaptic vesicle exocytosis; cellular response to cAMP; Rap protein signal transduction
Cellular component (GO): plasma membrane
Molecular function (GO): GTPase activity; GTP binding; GDP binding
Source: RefSeq, a predicted model, not a curated record